Molecule: messenger RNA, 3868 nt
Organism: Petromyzon marinus (sea lamprey)
Lineage: Eukaryota; Metazoa; Chordata; Hyperoartia; Petromyzontiformes; Petromyzontidae
Product: E3 ubiquitin-protein ligase RNF220-like
Biological process (GO): protein ubiquitination
Molecular function (GO): ubiquitin protein ligase activity; metal ion binding
Source: RefSeq, a predicted model, not a curated record
CCCCGCCCCGCCCCCCGCUUCCCCCGGGGCCCCGCCUCCCGGGCCGCACAUGCUCGAGACGAGCACGCGCCCGGCACGGGCACGAGACACGCGGGGAGACACGGGGCCGCUCGGGGGAGACACGCGGAGACACAUUGACCGAAACACACGAGGGUGGUGGGGACACACACACACAAAGGUACACAGAUUCAGGGACGUAGACACGGGGACAGAUGCACAGAGACACUAGAACUGAAAGAGACAUUUAGACACGGGGAGACAGACGGGGACACUUGCCAGUGACACCUCUACAGAGCUGCAGAGUGCCGCCCCGUCCCGGCACUUCUGAACUCAUCCCUGUCCAGCACAGCUGCGCGCCCUGCCCCAUUGCCCAGCUGAGCUGACAGCCAUCGGCCCGGACUUCCCUGCAUGCGGUGGAAGCACCAACGGCGAGCAGCAGCAGCAGUGGGAGCAGAAGAAUAAGAGGAGGAGGAGGAGCCCCAAGUCGGCGGAUCCACUCUCUUCGGUGCAGCUCGGGACGCAGCGAGCAGUGAGUGGGGCAGCGCUCUCUCCGCACACAGCGAGACUCGGCGCUGGCGUAGGGGGCAGGCUCGGGCGAUGGUUUCCGCGUGAUCCACGGCAGCCCGUCCACCCCCCGUUCCCCCCCACCCCGGCGUCCACCCCCCACCCGCGCGCCAGCGUCCGCCGCCAGCACCGCUGUCGCGAGCCAGAAAGACGCGCGGACGGACGGACGAGGGCGCGCGCUAAAUGCGUGAGAGCGGCACGAGCGUGGGAGCGACGCGGGAGCCCAGCCCCGAGGAGACGUUCCGCAUGGACCUGCAGCGCGGGGCGGCGGCGGCGGCCGCGUUCCGCAUGGAGAACGCGGCCUACCUGCAGGGCCCGCUCACCUCCCCCACCGCGCUCAUGGUGCUCGCCUCCACGGCCGACACGGGCCGCGCCGAGCAGCAGCAGCGUGCAUUCGCCGCGGUCGCCGCCGAGAAGGAGGCCGCCGCCGCCGCCGUGCACAUCCCCUUUUCCAACGGCUCCUAUGCCUUCGCUUCGCUCUACCACCGGCCCGCCGUCGCCAUGGCCGGCUACGGCACGCGCGAGUUCCCGCCCCCGGGCCUGCUCCACCUGCACCCGCAGUUCGCGACGGCGCCGCCGCCGGGCCUCGGCCUGCUCGGCCACGGCGGCGUCGGCGCCUUCCGGCCGUUCGCCUCGCCCGGCGACGACCGGGACGGUUCCAACGGGGCCUCCGGCGGCGGAGGCAACGGCGGCGGGGGCUGCGGCUACCAUCAGUCGGCGUUCACGCCCGCCAAGCGACUCAAGGGCGUGCUGGCGCAGGCCGAGGCGGAGGGGGCGGCCGCGGCCGCGGCGGCCGCGGCCGCGGCCGCGGCGCUGCACCUGCGCUUCUCGGAGCCGGAGGAGUACGGGCCGGCGCACCCAUCCCUGCCGCACCCUGCCCACAGCCGGCCCUCGGCGUCGCCUGGCAGCCUCAAGCUGGAGGAGCACAGCAAAAUGGCGUUCACAGUGGCCGGCCUCGUCGCGUCCGAUCGGGAUGGCCUGCCCAGCCCCCAAGAAGGACGGAAGAAGGCGAGCCUCUUCGACGGACUCAGCCCCACCAGCUGCCCCGUGUGCGGCGUGACGCUGCGGCCCGGGGAGCUGCGUGAGCACCUGGAGCAGGAGCUCAACACCCUGCGGCAGCUCUUCAGCGCGAAGAAACCUCUGUCCAGGGACCCCCUGCUGCUCGGCCACAGCAAGCUGUCUCCGUGCUCGUCGUCGGACAGGAGGCGAGAGGGGGACAUCCCGUCGCUGUCUCCCAUCUCGUCCGAGGAUCUUCAGCUGUCGGAUCGCUACCAGACCUUCCUACGCGUCAGAUCCAACCGCCAGUCAAGACUCAAUGCUCGCAUCGGGAAGAACAAGAGGAAGAAGCCGUUGGAGGAAGGGCAGUACGAUGGCUCGUUCGCCAACGAGGACGAGGACAUGGAGACGGAGGGCGAGCGGAGGGUGGGAGGAGGCCACCAUCGUUACGACGAGUUCGAGUGGUGCCGGCCCCCGCGGCUGCCCGCGCCGCCACUGCUCGACGGCGCCGCCAAAGGCGCUCACCCGAUGCUGGCGCUGUCCGCGCUGCACGGCACUCGCCUCGACGGCCACGACAGCGACGCGGACCUGGACGUGGACGGGGACGACACGCUGGACUACGGCAAGCCACAGUACUCGGAAUCGGACAUCAUCCCGUGCAGCACGGGAGACAGAAGCGGGGAGCAGCUGGCGCGCGAGAGCCCUCGCCCCGCCGGUGCCAGUGCGGACGGCUCGCCCGCUCCCUCCGCACGCCCCGGCUCCGAGGCCGCUACGUGGCCCAGCGACGAGACCCCGUCCACGAGCGCCGGCGAGGGAGACGGCGCCACCGCCGCCGCGCAGGAUCAGCACAAGUCGGCGGAGGGGGACGGUGACAAGACGGGUCGCGGCGGCGGUGACGAAGUGUCGGGGGCCGUCGUGGCCGCCCUGAAAACUCGCAUCCACGACCUGGAGCGGCAGGUGAAGCGAGGAGACAAACACAAGUGUCUUAUCUGCAUGGACUCGUACACGCUGCCGCUCACCUCCAUCCAGUGCUGGCACGUCCACUGCGAGGAAUGCUGGCUCCGCACCCUGGGCGCGAAGAAGCUGUGUCCCCAGUGCAACACCAUCACCUCCCCCGGAGACCUCCGACGCGUGUUCCUGUAGUGGCGGGGCCGGGCCGGGCCCCCCCCCAACUCCCCCCCGCCGCCGCCGCCGCCGCCGCCGCCGGCUCCCGUCCGGAGCGACGGGGACACUUCCGCCGAAAUGUCACGCGCCUCGGCGCCGAUCGGUGAGCGUCGGCGCUGACGCCGCGAAAAGGGACCAGUGGUGUGAGCGAUGGCAGCGGAGGAGGAGGAGGAGGAGUCGCGUUUUUCCGUGCGUGUCGUUUCCCCCCCCCCCCCGUUUGCGUUUUUCGUGUGUUGGGGGUGGGGGGGGGGGGGCUUCCCUGUUCAAGCGCCCGCUUUGACACGUGGCACGUAGAACGCAGGCCCCGUCCGCUGAGGCCACGGCGGCACGGGUGGUGGGUGUUUUAUUUGGGGGGGGGGGGGGGGCGGGGGCGGGCGAGCGAAGGGGGUUGUGGCCCCCCUUCUCUCGCAGUCCCCGCCAAUGACAAAGAUGCUGCUGCUGCUGCUGCUAUCGCCGCCUCUCGGUUCCUGCAAAGUUUUAGUUUUUACAGUUCUCACUUUCCCCCCCUGUCGUCCCCGUUAAACGUGACGACGGCGGCGGCGGCGGCGGCACGCACAGCUGCACGGGCGCCGGAAACUUCUCAGUAACGGAGCGUAUAUUUCUUGCCGCUUAUUUAAAUAAAUAAAGACAACAAAACAAACGCUAAAAUAAUAAUAAUAAUAAUGAUGACUAGGAAUCUGCUGCCAAUUCAUUGGCUUGUUAUUUAAAUGUCACGUCCAAAAGGUUAUUUUUUUCUUUCUCCGAACAGAAGUGUAUUAAAAUCGGGCCAAAACUGUACGCAUAGGCUGCCCGUUUAGCUUUCUUCCGGAAGAUAUUUUGUCGUUCAUGUAAAGUGAUGUCGUGAUGUUGUACAGAGGAAAUUCUAUAAAACGGGCGAAGCACCGCCCGCGCGUGAACCCGCGGACACGGGGGGGCGAGGCGCGAGGCCUCUCCCCGUAACCGCGCCCCCCCCCCCCCGCCGCAAACGCACACUCGGGACACGGAGGAAAUCGCGGAGACGGAGCGACCGCGGAACGGCCAACCGACGCGCGACGGCGUGCGCCCGCCUAACGGCCGGCGUCUACCGCUGUCGCCAUCUCCGCGAGCAGCGGGGGGCCGCUGCCGUCGUGGGGGAGGGGGGGGGGGGCGGGGGUGGCUCGUGCGC